Molecule: messenger RNA, 1649 nt
Organism: Brassica napus (rape)
Lineage: Eukaryota; Viridiplantae; Streptophyta; Magnoliopsida; Brassicales; Brassicaceae
Product: GDSL esterase/lipase At3g27950-like
Exons: 5
Coding region: 215-1369 (384 amino acids)
Molecular function (GO): hydrolase activity, acting on ester bonds
Source: RefSeq, a predicted model, not a curated record
AACUUGCUCGUCUAAAUAUCACAAAACUAUGUUUACAGAUAAUUAUAUCAUAGUUGUUGAAAUUAUAAUUAUAUCUUAUAGGAUGAUGGACCUAUUUCCCUUAUUUUAAUCCUUAAAACUACAGUAUACUAUUAACUUGCCAACGAACAUGAGGCAACGACUUCAUGAUCAUUAUUAUAGGAGAAAUGCUUAGCUCUUUGCAUCUACUAACACCAUGGCGACUUCCAAAUUUACCUUUUUCAUCAUCCUUCUUUUAGGCCUUACUGAGAAAUCCUCGACCGCAUCGCGUAUAAACUCUCGCAAGAGUUGCAAUUUUCCGGCUGUUUAUAACUUUGGAGAUUCAAAUUCAGAUACUGGAGCUAUCUCUGCGGCUAUAGGAGAAGUUCCUCCACCAAACGGAGUUGCCUUCUUUGGAAGAUCUGCGGGGAGACAUUCUGAUGGCCGUCUCAUUAUAGACUUAAUUACCGAGAAUCUGACGUUGCCGUAUCUAACACCGUACUUGGAUUCGGUUGGAGCUAAUUAUCGGCAUGGGGCUAAUUUUGCGACUGGCGGCUCUUGCAUCCGCCCCACCGUUGCUUGUUUUAGUCAGUUCCAUAUUGGAACUCAAGUGUCUCAGUUCAUUCACUUCAAGACUCGUACAUUGUCUCUUUACAACCAAACCAACGGAAAAACUCCAUUCUGCAAAGGAGUCCUUGCACGGCCUAAAGAUUUCUCAAAGGCUCUUUAUACUUUCGAUAUCGGUCAGAAUGAUCUCGCCAUCGGGUUCCAAAACAUGACAGAGGAACAACUCAAAGCAACUAUACCGGCAAUCAUCGAAAGCUUCACUACUGCUAUAAAAUUGCUGUACAAAGAAGGAGCAAGAUUCUUCUCAAUUCACAACACCGGACCAACGGGCUGUUUACCCUAUCUUCUGAAAUCAUUUCCGGCUACACCGCGAGAUCAGUAUGGUUGCUUGAAGCCUCUAAACAAUGUGGCAAUUGAGUUCAACAAACAACUCAAGCAGAAAAUCUCUGAACUGAACAAAGAGUUACCUUAUUCUCUCUUAACUUAUGUUGAUGUCUACUCAGCCAAAAGCCAUUCGAUCACCAAAGCAAAGAAUCUUGGUUUUGUUGAUCCUUUUGAUUAUUGUUGCGUUGGGGCGGUCGGACGUGGAAUGGGAUGCGGAAAGACAAUAUUUCCAAAUGGAACAGAACUUUAUAGUUCUUCGUGCCAAAACCGAAAAAAUUUCAUAAGCUGGGAUGGUAUACAUUACUCGGAAACCGCGAAUAUGCUAGUCGCAAAUCGGAUCCUCGAUGGAUCAAUAUCCAAUCCGCCUCUCCCAACCCAAAAAGCUUGCAAGCUUACGAAAAAUGUAGUUGGCAAAGUAUGAAUUAAUAAAUGUUUAAGAAUAGCCGAAUGGUUUGAUUCUGCCGUUAUCUAAUCAUUGUCGACUGUUGGAGGGUGCUCUUUUCUUUUAACUCGUUCGCAGCUCGAAAACCUAUUAGAUACUCCCUCUCUUCCACGUUUAUAAUUUUUUUAGUAUUUUCACACAUAUUAAAAAAACACUGCCAUAAUAAAUGAAUCGUUUUCUGUAAUUUUUAAUUUCCAAUUACUUUUAACCAAUAAUAAUUCAAUAAAGUCAAUUAAUUUUCUUGAAGUUUACAAUUUUU